Acanthoscelides obtectus is the source of this 972-nucleotide messenger RNA. The record is from the annotation of a GenBank genome assembly. Lineage: Eukaryota; Metazoa; Arthropoda; Insecta; Coleoptera; Chrysomelidae.
AUGGAACCCAACCGAGAACAUUUUUGCGCAAUAAUUUAUCACAACUUUCAGAGACAAUUAUCGCAACAAGAAUGCCUUGCUGAGUUACUGUCUGUUUUCGGCAACGAAGCGCCACAUCAGUCGACAAUUUCCCGUUGGUAUGGAGAAUUCAAACGUGGACGGGUGAGUCUUAGCGACGAUUCCAGGGUGGGUGCACCAACAACGGCAGUCACCCAGCGAAACGUCGAUGCUGUGCGCAAACUCAUCAUUGAAGAUAGACAUGUGACAUAUCGGGAGAUUGAGGCGUCCUUGAAGAUCUCAAAGACCUCAAUUCAAAAAAUUUUACAUGAAGAAUUAGGAGUAAGAAAAUUAGUUUCUCGUUGGAUACCCCACUUGUUGACUGAAGAGCAGACAGCAGCCAGGGUUAAUUGGUGUCAAAAAACGCUUGACCGUUUCAAUUCUAGAAACUCGAAAAAUGUGUACAGCAUUGUUAGUGGUGAUGAAUCGUGGAUUUACUGUGAAGAAAAGCCAACAAAAGUCAUCAGUUCUCGAAGUUUUUCGAAAAAGAUGGUCGCGACAUUUGUGUCAAAAGCGGGUCAUAUUGCAACAAUUUCCCUUAAUGAGCAAAGAACUGUUACUGCGGAUGGGUAUACCAUCAUUUGUUUGCCAAAAGUCAUCACCGAGCUUCGAAAAAUCAACCCCGAAAGAAGAAUCAUCCUCCACCAAGACAAUGCAAGCUCGCACACAGCCCAAAAAACAAGGCAGUACUUAACGGAAGAAAACGUGGAACUAUUGGACCAUCCUCCAUAUAGUCCCGAACUAAGUCCUAACGAUUUCUUUACUUUCCCGAAAAUUAAAAACAGACUGCGUGGUCAAUGGUUCCAGUCACCAGGAGAAGCAGUUGACGCAUUCAAAAAUGCUUGCUUCGAAAAUUGGUUCGAGCGCAUGCAGAUGUGUAUUAAUCUUCGUGGAGAAUACUUCGAAAAACAAUAA